AUGCGCUUUACAGAUGAUCAAGUUGAGCGUUUAGGUGGUAACAUUGACAAGUUGCUUAGCGAGAUAACUCUGGUUAAUGAGCAUGGGCAACCGCCGCUUGUUGCGCCUGCUUGUACCAUGGGUGUAACCGAUAAUAAGAAGACGGUCAUUUUAAAAACCAAGGGAGUCAGAAACUUGAAUGAACCAGAACCGGCCACAAGUGAAGAUCUUUAUGCGUUUUUCUCUUGUACCAAGUCGAUUACUGUAAUGGGCGCAUUGAUCUUGUACGAAAGGGGACUAUUGGAGUUGGACAUCCCAAUCACCAAAUAUUUUCCAGAAAUGGGUAAUAUUGGUGUAUUGGAGCCAGGAAUUUUAGAUAAAAAGACAGGAGAGUAUUUGCGGCCACCGAAAGCACCCAAGACUCCUAUAACUGCGAGGCAUUUAAUUACCCACACCGCGGGUUUCUCCUACGGGUUCAUACACCCAGACUACUUUACCUUAAUCACCAAGGGCGAAAAAUUGGAUCCAAUCGAUCCAAGCAUGGAAUUUUUUUUCAAAAAGACGCCCUUGGUUCAUGAACCGGGAAGUGCUUGGAUGUAUGGUCACAGUAUUGAUUGGCUAGGGUUCAUUAUUGAAAAAAUCAGCGGCGUCAAGUUGAGCACAUUCUUGAAAAGAGAAGUGUUUGAUCCAAUCGGAAUGAAUAGUUGUACAUUCCAAAAAAAGACUUUUGAGAAUCUUGUACGGGUUCAUUACAGGAAACAAGACGAGUCGCUCAAGUUACAGGAGAGAUUCUCAUUGAGCUUGGAUCCAAAAUUGGAUUUAGGAGGCCAGGGAUGUUUUGGCACGGUUGGCGAUUAUUUGAAGUUUAUAAGGGUUUGGUUGAAUUUUGGAUUUAGUCCCGAUAGUGGUUUACGUAUACUUUCGGAAUCAACAGUAAAGUAUGCCAUUAGAAACCACUUGCCAGAAACUAUUAAUUUAGAGUUCAUCGGGCUCGCCCAUAAUUUUGUUGACGAUGAUGAUGACGACGACGAUGGCAAAGUGGAAAAAAAACUAGAUGGCUGGACAUUAACGGGAAAUGCUUAUUGCUCAAACGACCUUCCUACAGGUAGACCAAAGGGCUCAAUAUACUGGGGCGGUUUAGCAAACUUGAGUUACUGGAUAGAUUUUAAAAACCAAAUUGGCGGGUUCUAUGCAGUUCAAGUUUUGCCAUAUAUGGAUGAGUCCAAUAUCGAAUACAUUCAAAAAUUCGAAUCGGAAGUUUACAAAGUUGUUGAUGAGAAUAAGAACACACUGAAUGCAAAGCUUUGA
Molecule: messenger RNA, 1287 nt
Organism: Lodderomyces oxycetoniae
Lineage: Eukaryota; Fungi; Ascomycota; Pichiomycetes; Serinales; Debaryomycetaceae
Exons: 1
Coding region: 1-1287 (428 amino acids)
Source: RefSeq, a predicted model, not a curated record